Xiphias gladius (swordfish) is the source of this 1345-nucleotide messenger RNA. RefSeq names its product neutral cholesterol ester hydrolase 1-like. Gene Ontology annotation, molecular function: carboxylic ester hydrolase activity. The record is from RefSeq and is a predicted model, not a curated record. The coding region runs from base 87 to 1307 and encodes 406 amino acids. The transcript has 5 exons. Lineage: Eukaryota; Metazoa; Chordata; Actinopteri; Istiophoriformes; Xiphiidae. Gene Ontology annotation, cellular component: membrane.
CCCUCGCGGAGCCACCGACCGCCUGGGACCUGGGAGAGGGUGAUACCCCAUGAACGCUAGUCUCCGGGCAGGUACACUCCGCCGCGAUGAGGCUCCGUUUGGCCGGAGCCGUGCUGCUGUCGGCGGCCGCCUACUACGUCUACCUGCCGCUGCCGAGCGGCGUGAGCGAGCCGUGGAAGCUCAUGCUGCUGGACGCGCUGUUCCGGAGCUUCAUGCAGGCGAGUGACGUGGCUCACGCGCUUGGUGUGUGCCAUCGCGUCCACCUGUUGAGCCAGGUGGUGUCCUGGGUGGAGGUGAUCGAGGCCCGCUCCUGCCCCGCCGUGCGCGUCACCGACUCCACGCUGGGCGGCGUGUCCACCAGAGUCUUCGAGCCGAAGGGCGGGAAGAGGCUGAAAAGAGGGGUCAUAUACUUCCACGGCGGAGGGUGGGCCCUCGGCAGCGGCCGAAUGCGAUCUUACGACCUCCUUUGCCGGAAAAUGGCGGAGGAUCUGGACGCUGUCGUAAUGUCUGUUGAUUACCGUCUCGCUCCGGAGGCGGUGUUCCCGGAUCAGUACCAAGAUGCGCUGGCGGCGUCGCGGGCCUUCCUGUCUGCUCAGGUUUUAGGGCGCUACGGCAUCGAUCCGGAGAGGGUGUGCGUGUCCGGAGACAGCGCCGGGGGAAACCUGGCCGCUGCCGUGGCGCAGCAGCUCAGCUCAGAUGAGAGUCUGACCGUGAAGUUCAAGGCCCAGGCGUUGAUCUACCCGGUGCUGCAGGCUCUCGACUUCUACACCCCGUCCUACCAGCAGAACCAGGCCAUGCCGAUCCUCUACAGGCCUGUCAUGGCUCGUUUCUGGCUGCAGUACCUGGGCGCCGACUCCUCCCUGGAGCCCCUGCUGCUGGCUAACAACCACAGCUCCCUGGACCAGCCGGCCAUCAGCGCCCACACCCGCUCCAAACUGGACUGGACCGCUCUUCUCCCAGGUGAGCGCAGGAAGCACUUCCGGCAGGUUAUUAAAGAGACGGGAUCGCCGGGGGUGGUGGGUGAGGUGCCGGCGCUGACGGAUGUGAGGGCGGCGCCGCUUCUGGCGGAGCAGGGGGUUCUGGGUAGGACGCCUAAAGCAUACGUGAUGACCUGUGAGUUUGACGUGCUGAGGGAUGACGGGCUCAUGUAUGCAAAGCGCCUGCAGGACGCCGGCGUCACGGUGACCAGCGAUCACUAUGAGGACGGUUUUCACGGCUGCAUGGUGUUUGCGUUCCUGCCGAUGAUGUCUAGUGUUGGACAGAGGAGCAUGCACAACUACAUCCACUGGCUGGACCAGAAUGUGUAGACAGGCAGGCUGCUCUAGAACCUUGUGAACCGGGAUCC